Messenger RNA from Dichotomopilus funicola, 1662 nucleotides. RefSeq lists its product as uncharacterized. The coding region runs from base 1 to 1662 and encodes 553 amino acids. The transcript has 4 exons. Lineage: Eukaryota; Fungi; Ascomycota; Sordariomycetes; Sordariales; Chaetomiaceae. Gene Ontology annotation, molecular function: oxidoreductase activity; FAD binding. The record is from RefSeq and is a predicted model, not a curated record.
AUGCCAUCCCUCACUUCCCCGGCCACAUGGGGCCUCCUAGCAGCCCUCAUCGGCCUAACCAGCAUCCUCCUCACCGUUAUCCCCCUUCCACCCACUCUCCUCGCCUUCCUGCCCUUCACCAUCCCCCCUUCUAUUACUCUCACCAUCCCCUUCCUAUCCCCAGUACUAUCCCAACAGCCCAUCCACCCCCUAACCGCCCUCCUCUCAACCAACGCCCAACUCCAUCUCCCCACGCACCCUUCCUACCCGCACUCCACGCACCGUUGGUCUGCCUCACCUCGCCAAUCUCCCGCUCUGCCGUCUUUGGUGGUGCUGCCAGCUACGGAACAGGAUAUUGUUGCGACGAUUCAGUACGCGAAUGAGAAUGAGAUUCCGUUUCUAGCUACGUCCGGUGGACAUGGGACGACGACGUAUUUAUCCCAGUUUGGCAGCGCCGGGGAUGGGAAGAAGGGCGAAGCGCCCGGUGGGAUCUUGAUCAACCUGCGCCAACUCAACUCUGUCGCGCUAUCCGCCGACGGAGCCACGGCUACCGUAGGCGGUGGAAUCCUCGCGCACGAGCUGAUCACCGCGCUGUGGGCCGACAACAAGCAGACAACAACGGGGAUCUGCAGUUGUGUUUCGUUUGCGGGACCGGCGCUGGGUGGUGGGCAUGGGCUGUUGCAGGGGCAGUAUGGGUUGGCGGCGGAUCAGAUUGUGGGGAUGAGGGUUGUGUUGGGGAACGGGGAGGUUGUUGAUUUGGAGGAUCCUGCGCUUGCCAAAGGUGACGGGAAGUCGGAGCAUGAGGAUUUGUGGUGGGCGAUGAGGGGGGCUGGACAUAAUUUUGGGGUGGUGAGUGAGUUUCGGUUGAAGGUGCAUGAGGUCGCGGAGGAUAGGAAGAUGUGGGCGUAUGAGGUGUUUGUGUUUCCGGGAGAGCGGCUGGAGGAGGUGUUUGGUGUUUUGAAGGCGUUGAUGGAGGAGCAGCCGAAGUGGGUGACACACUGGACGAUGUGGGGGGAUGACCCUGAGAAUCCUACGGGGAAGCCCAGUAUCUCAACGAUCGUCUUCUACAACGGCCCCCUGGCCGAUUCCCAGGCCUACACGGCGCCUAUCCAGGCCUUGAACCCCGUCGGCUACGUCUCGGGAUCCGCGGCGUACCCCGACGUUAAUGCGGUUGUCGGAACCGCCAAGGACAGCCCAAUCUGCCAGGCCAAGGGCACCGUGGGCCUGCGUGCUGUCGACGUGGACGAUUACGAUCUUGCGGGCCUGCGUAAGGCGUUUGAUAUCUUGGAGGAGUCCAUUGCUUCGGACCCGGCGCUCGGCGCCUCGUUUGCUAUGUUGGAAGGGUACUCCGUCCAGGCGGUCCAGGCCGUGCCGGCGGAGAGCAGUGCAUUCCCGCAUCGCGAUGUGAGGCUCAUGCUGGCGCCCUUGACGUUCUACGAUGCCGUCGGCAACAACACCCUUGACGAAGCCGCCGCGAUCUGGACCAAGAAGAUGGCCAAGGCUCUUGACCCCGGGCCGAAGCCGAGGUCGUACGUGAAUUAUGGAUACGGCGACGAAUCGUUGGAGGCCGCAUACGGGUAUGAGCCGUGGCGGUUGGAGAAGUUGCGGGCGGUCAAGAAGAAGUACGACCCGGAGAACCGGUUCCGGUACUAUGCCCCGCUGGUGAGGUCUGGAGAUGAAUAA